Molecule: messenger RNA, 1641 nt
Organism: Haliotis rufescens (red abalone)
Lineage: Eukaryota; Metazoa; Mollusca; Gastropoda; Lepetellida; Haliotidae
Product: ankyrin repeat domain-containing protein 1-like
Exons: 5
Coding region: 201-1508 (435 amino acids)
Molecular function (GO): protein binding
Source: RefSeq, a predicted model, not a curated record
UACUUUGUAUGAAACACGAUACUCUGCUGAAGUUGCCCGCCUUAUUUGCUGCUGUGGUACCACAUGUAUGCAAAGGAAUUUUCUGUCAGAGCAAUCCCGAGUUGGCUUUUUGUCAAACACGUGAGUCAGGCUAAGUUCGAUGUUUAUCCAGCACCAAGACAGUCUUCACAUAACUGCGGUGAGGUGUACACCAUCCCAACAUGAUGGAACUGACAAGUGUUGUAUUUAUCAUUCUUGUGUCGUUGUGUGGUGUCAGAGACGUACAUGCUGAUACCAAUUUGGCAGCCUUCUCUAGAAAAUUAAACCUGCUGGACAGAACGAUCCAGGCGUGGAAAGGCACAGUUGUUGAUUUGGGGAUUGAAAUGAGUAACAACUUUGACUUGCUGGAGUUAUCACUGGAAGAAGAACUGACUAACAAGUUCAUCCCUGCCUUGAUAAAGCCUCUCGUGAAGCAAGCGAUUACUGGCAUCCUGAAAGAAGAAUACGUUUGCAAUAUUAUCAGCGGACGUGUGCUUGAUGUUGUUAACAGCCUGAAAACCAGAGUACAUACAACAAAGACACAACUUCGCUCAGUUAAACGAAAGUUCAGACUAGUUAAACGCGAAAGAGACUCUUACAAAGAGAGUCUUGGCAAAUUACGAGGCGAGCUGACCAAAGAAAUCCAUAGGGACAUUCAGGGAAUACAGCAAAGGAUACAGGAACUCGAGGAACGUGAUGCGCUGCGUGAGAAACACAUCCAAGACUUGACGGAACAAAAACAAAAAGCCACCAGUGCCCCCAGUCGGAACAGGAGCCACAGAGAAAGGGCUGAACAGAUAACAGUGACAAGGUCUGAUCUACAUGCCUCGAGUGAUUCGAGUCGGACUGAGAGGACACCAGUGACGACCACAAAAAAACCUGCUACACAGGCGACUCCAUCACCAGCAGACUGCGACGUCCUCAUGGACGCCAGCAGAAGGGGGAACCUGGAGGAGAUGAAGCGGCUCCUGACUCUGAAUGUCGACGUCAACUGUAGGGACAGUAAUAGCAGGACACCGGUGAUGUGGGCAGCAGGGUUUGGACACGGAGAAGUGGUGGAGCUCCUGGUGAGGAAAGGAGCCGAUGUGUCACUGGUGGACGAGGGCGGUAGCAGCAUUCUUCACUUCGCCUGUUAUGCAGGAGACAUGGAGAUGGUUAAGUUUGUGCUGUCACUGAACGUCUUCGACAUCGAAAGUAGAGGAGCGUUGAGCAGGACACCGGUGAUGUAUGCAGCAAGGUGGGGACACAGAGACGUGUUGGAGCUCCUGGUGAGUAUAGGAGCCGAUGUGUCACUGGUGGACGAUGACGGUGACAACAUCCUUCACCUCGUCGGUUGGGGAGGAGACAUCGAGACGGCAAAGUUUGUGCUGUCACUGAACGUUGUGGACAUCGACGCCAGGAACAACGACGGGCGGACAGCGGCGGACGUGGCGAGAUCCGGGAGACGUCGGCAAAUUGCGGAUCUGCUGGAGUCCCGCGGCGCUCAGUGACGUCAGUGCCGUGUUUGUGUAGACGGUGAAGAAGACCUGGCAGUGACGUGGUGUGCCGUUCACGUCAUCGUGUGUCUUUAUUUACGUGAAACUGUUUGUUGUUUUAGGGGAUGAAUAAAACUUGUAAAAGCUU